AUGUGGACCCCGGGCCACGGGCCGGAGCUCCGGCGGGCUCGGCCGACGUGCGGCGUCGACGACGUGGACGAGGCGAGAUUCAAUCCGCUGUGCCGACGCGCCCGCGGCGUGGAAGACGACUCGGAUCCGUCCGAAUCCGACACGGGAUUCGACGACGACGACGACGACAGCCACAGUAGCGAGUGCGAUCUGGUGGAGAACGUCCGCCAGGCGCGACUCAACGCCCUGCGCCGGCGGCGAGACGACCGGGAGGAGAUCCGGCGCCAGAACGAAACCCUGGACCGCAUCCACCGAGCGCGUCACGCCGAGCGGGAGAUGGCGAAGGAGCUCUCGUCGAUGCGGUUCGAAGCCGAGCGCAGGCACACGCUCGCGUGGGGAGACGACGCCGAGGUCAGGGACAGGGAGCGCGCCGCGGAGAGGGCCGCGGAGGCCAUCGGCGACGCCAUGGACGAGGAGGAACUCAUCGAGUCGACACAACGCGGAGCCGGAGGAGACGGAGGAGUCGCACGCGCCGCCGAGGAGGCCCACGCGUGGGCCACGCACGACGAGGCGUGGGCGGCGUUCGAAGCGAGCGUCCGCGACGGCGCGAGGGUGAGGACGCGCGACGUGCCGUGGCCCCCGGGUCACGAUCGCGGCGGCGACGGCGGCGGCGGUGGGACUCUGCUGGCGUCGCUGGCGCGAUGCGAGCUCGUCGAGAGAGGAGGGGGCGGGGGUGCGGGUUCAUGCCGGGGCGGGUCCGAGGACAAGAGGCUCGCCGCGUUCAGACGUGCGUUCAAGCGCGCGUCGCUGCGAUGGCACCCGGACAAGUUCGAGGGUAAGUUCGGCGGCGCGCUCUGCGACGAUGUGUGUGGCGACGAUGAUGACGGGAUGGUCAGGACGGGCGGGACGGGCGGGACGGGCGGGGAAGGACGGGGGGAGACGCACGCGCAGCACAUCAGGCGCAGGGUGCGGUGCAUCGCGCAGGAGAUCAACGAUGCGUGGAGCGCCAUCGUUGCGUUUGCGCAGAGGCGGAAUUAUCUGAUUCUAUCUCUUUGGGCGAACGUUCCCAUCGAUUUCAAGGCGCGGUGGAUAGCGAUCGCAGUCUGGAUUGAAGAAAUUGGAUUUCAAUUUUUCGGGUUAGAUUCUCGUGAACCUUUCGCGGGAUAUUUCCCAUUCACAGCUGACAGCCUGUACGAUGGAGACGCUGGAAUUGAUCCACAUUGCCUGUCUCUGAUCGCAUAG
Micromonas commoda is the source of this 1221-nucleotide messenger RNA. RefSeq lists its product with no specific name. Gene Ontology annotation, biological process: canonical NF-kappaB signal transduction. The record is from RefSeq and is a predicted model, not a curated record. The coding region runs from base 1 to 1221 and encodes 406 amino acids. The transcript is spliced from 2 exons. NCBI's taxonomy places the organism in Eukaryota, Viridiplantae, Chlorophyta, Mamiellophyceae, Mamiellales, Mamiellaceae.